UGGGAGAUCAGGUCUUAUUUUGUUUGCGAAGGUUCGGUUGCGCCGGUUAGUUGAUCGCUCCUCCAGAUCAAACUGUCUGGUUCAUCUUUCAAAUUUUCUGUCAGAGCGUUUAAGUCGUUCGCGUUUUAAGGAAACGGAUUUGAAUUCAUAAACAGCUCGUAGCCGCUCACUUGAAAAAGAUCCUCUUAGUUAGUUUCUUCAGGAAACAAAAUCACAUGAUGAGUCUGUAAUCAUAUGACACUGAUGAGCCAUCGAAAGACGGAAUGAGUGAACAGAUCUGUGCGAAUCUCGGCUGCUUUUGGCCGGUUUUGAAGGCACAGCCAUGAAUUCAGCUCGAUAAGCAGGCGCUGUGAUUCUUCAAGGACAAAACAUGACACACUGGGGAGUCCGGGCUGUUGUGACCGCAGCUUGUCUGCUGGUAGUGGUGAGGAGCCAGACCACCCUCACUCCUGCUGUGACGGCCACCACAGUCAGUGUGAACGUGACCACCACCUCUCCCAUCAUGCUCAGCACCACUGCUCCUGGUUGCUCUGCUCUUAACACAUCCACCUGCAAAGCCUGUGCUCCAGGCUUUUACAACAACAAUGAGACUUUGCUGUGUUCAUGUUGUCCAGAGAAAGGGCUGUGCAUGUUUCCUGGGGCCUGUUUACCCUGCUUUCAGGGCUUCUAUCAGCCACUAGCAGGCCAGGAGACAUGUCUGCCCUGUACACCAGGCUUCUACACCAACAUCACAGGUAGCCCUGUGUGCCAAAUGUGCCCUCCUGGUUCCUACAAUAAUAACACUGGCUCCUUCUCAUGUAGGGCUUGCACAUCAGGUUUUUAUACAUCAGAGCAGAAUGCCACCUCUUGUAACCCAUGUCCAGUAGGUACAUACUGCAACUCCACUAGAUGCUCUCAAUGCAAAAUCUGUCCUGCUGGCUCUGAAGCCUUGCAGAUUGGUACUCAAGAGUGCACCCCCUGUCGCCCAGGUAUGCACAAGCCCUCCCAUCAAACAGUGUGUCAGAUCUGUGGCAGUGGUUUCUAUCAAAUCAACUGGGGCCAGGAGAACUGUGACAUCUGCCCUGAAAACCAUUACUGUCCUAGUCCAGAUGUGAAUCCAAUACAGUGCCCUGGUGAUGCAUUCUGCCCAGAGGGCAGCACUGCGCCAGGUUACUGCAUGGAGACAUUUUUCAGAAAGGUUGGAGACACGUGUGAGCUUGCUCCGGUCACCAUAGCUCUACUGGUCAUUGGAGGUGGAGUGGCUCUUCUGUUCAUCAUCCUCCUGGUUUUGCGGAGGAGGAGGGAUACAGACAGUGAACUGUCUCUCUCUCGUGCCCCCCUUUUACGGAAGGAUAGACCGCCAGCCCGUUUGUAUGGAGUCUCAUGUGAUGCAGAGCCUGUGUAUGCAGGAUGGUGACACGAGUGUCAUGUACACAAAAGCAACGCCAAAAUCUGUCACGCCAGUGCAAGCUCAAAUAUUGGACAGUUGGACUUCUUCUGAAAAUGGACAGAGAUGAAAAACAAGGGGCUGCAGUUCUCAGCUGUUCUUAGAUGUUCUUAGCUGCACAGGUUUUGUCUCUGAAUGUUCACUCAGACAAAUCAAACUUUCUUUUACUAUAAUGUGCUGUGCUGUCUGGUACUAAAACUUUGACUCAGUGAAAGUAACAGGUCUACUUGUAGAUGCAUUUUCUCUGUACAUGUAGUUUGUUUGGACCACAUCUCUAAUUAUGUCUGAAAUGUAAAUUUGACUUCUUGACUGUAAAUGCAAAUGAGUGGGAGACACUGUUACUUGGUACUUUGUUUUUGUGUUGUUUACAUAUUGCACUGGACUUUACAUUAGUGUUGUCAAGAUUUUGAUUAUGCGCUGGACUCUGUCUUUGUUGCCCAUAGAUUGUAUUUAUUCACUGGUGCCACUUGUUUUUUAUUACCUAUGUUAGGAAUUGUUUGUUCUGUAAGUGAGUUAUUCCUUGUAUUUAAUUUUUAAUUUUUAAGCACAUUUUAUGAAAGUUCAGGGGCAGGUGCUGGAAUAAAAGGCUUUGCACAAUUUUCUAAUAA
This is a messenger RNA of Pygocentrus nattereri (red-bellied piranha), 2034 nucleotides long. Its product is annotated as proprotein convertase subtilisin/kexin type 5. Lineage: Eukaryota; Metazoa; Chordata; Actinopteri; Characiformes; Serrasalmidae. The transcript has 9 exons. Gene Ontology annotation, molecular function: protein binding. Bases 371 to 1396 code for a protein of 341 amino acids. The record is from RefSeq and is a predicted model, not a curated record.